AUGCAGCUGGCCAUCAAUGUUGUAAUCUUCUUCCUCGGGUUGUACCUACCAACUUUGGUGGCCUCAAAACCUCGAAAGGCUCGCGAAGAUCUGUCAAGAAAUGUUACUCGCCAGAUUCAGAAGAUUAUCAGUGCGAUAUGUGGUCGGGGCCAGCCAGAGGAAGGUGUCGAUGUCGAACAAGAGCCGGAGAGCAUCGAGGAUGGAGCUGCUCGUUUGUACACCAAAGAGCAGGUGGAAUCAGAAUUUGAUAUGAAUGCCUGGCAGCGUCUGGCGUAUGAAGACUUCAAGACAACCAUACUCGCGAAAGAGACUGGACUCAAGACUUUUCCUUGCGUGUACGCCACCAUGGGGUAUAGAGCCGGCGACCAUCGAUAUGUCUUCCUCGAAUCCGAUGAUCCAUCAGAACCCCGAAACGUACGCAUUGUUGCGCCAGCGCUUCGGGCAUAUCUCCGCAUGUCGAAUACCCUGGGUGACAAUACCAGUAUGGUCAUCAUGGCAGCACCCACAGAGGGCGAUCCGAAGUCCGUGGAAGAGUAUAAUCACAGUUUCUGGGAGAUGUUGAGGGGUCUCCGGAUUUGGGAUUCACAACCCUGGCCGAAGCAGUUUCCUCAAGACACAGGGGACGAAAAGUGGACGUACUGCUUCGAUGGCACGCCACUUUUCCCCGUUGCUUUGACGCCUGCACAUCAGAAGAGGUGGUCUCGUCAUGCGCCAGUUCCGCUCAUCGCUUUGCAGCCGAAAUGGGUGUUGGACAAGCUCCUUAGCACUCCAGAAAAGCGCGAGGCCGCUACAGGGAAGGUGCGAAGACUGCUGAAGCAGUAUGAUCAGACUGAGAUCAGUCCAGACCUCACAAGUUAUGGCGACGUCGGUACCAGCGAGGUUCACCAGCUGUGUCUUCGCGACGAGAAUGAGACUGCGGACGUUCCGUUUCAGGACUUCGACAAGGGUGGAUCAUCCGUAGCGUUUUCGAGGCGUCCAUCGUUGGAGAGUGGUCGCUCGUCAUGCGAAAGCAGGAGGUCGAAUCAUGUCAUAGCAUGA
This is a messenger RNA of Fulvia fulva, 1038 nucleotides long. RefSeq lists its product as uncharacterized. Lineage: Eukaryota; Fungi; Ascomycota; Dothideomycetes; Mycosphaerellales; Mycosphaerellaceae. Bases 1 to 1038 code for a protein of 345 amino acids. The record is from RefSeq and is a predicted model, not a curated record. The transcript has a single exon.